Cylindrotheca closterium is the source of this 459-nucleotide messenger RNA. The record is from the annotation of a GenBank genome assembly. Lineage: Eukaryota; Bacillariophyta; Bacillariophyceae; Bacillariales; Bacillariaceae.
AUGAUGGAAAACAUUGAAAGUUGGGCUCGUACCGCCUACGGAUAUCGUGGAAUUCGCCUUGAUUAUAUCUUUCGUGAAAAUUCUGAAGUGCCAGUUGUUGGUGACCCUGGAUUCCUUCGAGCCGACGACGGCUCUCGCUCCAUCGAAGAAGAACUUGUCCGACGUGCUGCCCAUACUGGUGCUGUUUUCCGUCGCAACAACCAGAAAUUUUGGGUUAUGCUCCAUGCAGUCACACAUGAAACGGAUGCCUACAAUCAUGUUCGUCAAUUUGCUCCAAGUUUGAAUGGUCGCCUGCUUACUUCGCUCUGUUUGCACAAUAUCGUGGAAGGGAACAUUUCACUGUCCGUGUCCUUGCAACACUUCACUGGAACGGUAAAGCUCGAGGCUUCACUUGGAAUACUUUUAUCAGCGUUUACUCUGUGUCGACCAACUACGUGCCAACAGCGUGGUGGUAAAUGA